This is a messenger RNA of Spodoptera littoralis (African cotton leafworm), 1068 nucleotides long. NCBI's taxonomy places the organism in Eukaryota, Metazoa, Arthropoda, Insecta, Lepidoptera, Noctuidae. The record is from the annotation of a GenBank genome assembly.
AUGAGUGAUAACGAGAUUGCAGUUAUGGAUGUGGAUGAAAUCCCGCCAAAACUUUCAAAAUCACAAGAAUCCCAAGUGGCAACUACUAGUGCUAGUGGUUCUAAAUGUACUUCACAUUUGCCAUGGAUAGAGAAGUACCGGCCGAUUAUAUUCAGUGACAUCGUGGGAAACGACGAUACAGUGUCGAGGUUAGCAGUGUUCGCCAAAUCUGGGAAUGCUCCUAACAUAAUAAUCGCCGGCCCGCCAGGUGUAGGAAAAACUACGACAAUCUUAUGUCUGGCACGCGCCUUGCUCGGCACCGCUUUCAAAGACGCAGUACUUGAGCUCAACGCAUCCAACGACCGAGGCAUCGACGUCGUGCGUAAUAAGAUCAAAAUGUUCGCACAACAAAAAGUGACGCUACCAGCUGGGCGGCACAAGAUGGUGAUCCUGGACGAAGCAGACAGCAUGACGGACGGCGCGCAGCAAGCGCUGCGGCGCACCAUGGAACUAUACUCGCACACCACGCGGUUCGCGCUGGCUGCCAACAACUCCGAGAAGAUCAUCGAGCCCAUCCAGUCGCGCUGCGCCGUGCUGCGCUACUCGCGCCUCACGGACGCCCAGAUCAUGGCCAAGGUGCUGGAAGUGUGUGAGAAAGAGCAACUGUCGUACACGGACGAGGGCGUGAAUGCGGUGGUGUUCACCGCGCAGGGCGACCUGCGCUCGGCGCUGAACAAUCUGCAGUCCACGGCGCAAGGCUUCGGCCACAUCAGCGCGGAGCACGUGUUCAAGGUGUGCGACGAGCCCCACCCCAUGUUCGUGCGCGCCAUGCUGGAGGCCUGCCUGCGCCAGGACGUGCACGAGGCCUACAAGGUCGUCGCCAAGCUGUGCAAGCUGGGCUACGCGGCCGAGGACAUCGUGAGCAACAUCUUCCGCGUGUGCAAGACGUUGGACACGGACGAGGCCACGCGCCUGGCGCUGGUGCGCGAGGUGGGGCUGACGCAGCUGCGCGUGGCGGACGGGCUGGGCUCGGCGCUGCAGCUGGCCGGCCUGCUGGCGCGCUGCUGCCGGGCCGCCGCCGCCCACUGA